AUAUAACCGUCGUGCUGCGACCCCCGUUCGUCCGCUUCGACCGGCUGCGGAUCUACCUGCGGCGCAGCGAGGUUUCUGUGACUUUGAUAGCGGUGUGAAAAACUACAAAGUAACAAAAUGGCUGCGUUUGUGGCGAAGCAGAUGGUCGGAAACAAGCUCAAUGCGGUUAAAGGCGCGGUAGGCGGCGAAGGAGGUGACGAGGAUGACAAGGAGAAGGAAGAGGAAGCCGAGAGAGAGAGGCAAGAGGCUAUCAGGGAGGCUGAAGAACGAAGAAAGGAGAAACAUCGCAAAAUGGAAGAAGAACGAGAGAAGAUGCGGCAAGAGAUCAGAGAUAAGUAUAAUAUAAAGAAAAGGGAGGAGGUGCAAGAGAUGCCACAAGAAGAGCCUAAUCCUCUAAUGCGAAAGAAGAAGACACCAGAGGAAUUGGCGGCUGAAGCUGAAGCCGAAGACGAAGAUGAGUUCACUAAACUGAGAAAUACGAUAGAAACACAAGUGAACGAGAUCAAAUCGCAAAUUGAAAGUAAGUGCAGCCUCCAAUGAGCCUAUUGCAUCGCGCGGUUCACGAGAAAGAUGACAACGAUAUUAUACGUCGUCGCCGGACUCGUGUCCGCCCUGCUGCCCACAGGAAUAAAGGAGGAAAGAGUAGCGGAAGAGAUAACGAAGCAACGAGAAAAAGGAAAACUGAUACGUAGAGUCACCAACAUUGGAACGCCAUCGUCGUGUCGAUCAAUCGGAGAUCAAUUCCAGCAGUCGAUUGGUCGGUCGUUGCUUAAAGCAAAGUGAACGACGAGAAUGAGCCAGAAGAUAUAUUCCAAGGAUUUUUAAAGGAUUCCUGAAGGAUUUUUCAUUGUACCGUCACACAACUUUAGAUGCAACUUCAAAAAUUGAAAAGAUCCUGUCGAGGAUUUAUCCUGCAUAAGAUUUUUUAAAAUUAGAAAUUAAAAAAGAAUAUCUUUUAUGUAAAGAAACGUUAAUUGGAUUAUUAUCUAUCAAAAAAAAAGUGAAUGAUAUGAAAUAUCGAAAAUUGUAUUCAUGCAAGUUAUAAGAAAUUAAAAAAUCGAAAACU
Molecule: messenger RNA, 1066 nt
Organism: Atta colombica
Lineage: Eukaryota; Metazoa; Arthropoda; Insecta; Hymenoptera; Formicidae
Gene: cpx
Product: complexin
Exons: 5
Coding region: 118-540 (140 amino acids)
Biological process (GO): regulation of neurotransmitter secretion; neurotransmitter transport; synaptic vesicle exocytosis
Cellular component (GO): SNARE complex; terminal bouton
Molecular function (GO): syntaxin binding
Source: RefSeq, a predicted model, not a curated record